AUGGUGAAGGCACGCAAAAUCGUACUCGUUCGACAUUUCAAGGGAGAGCCUCGACCUGAGGACUUUCGCAUAGAGGAGGAGGACCUGCCACCCCUCAAGGAUGGACAAAUCCUGACCGAGGCUGUCUACUUCAGCGUCGAUCCCUUCCAGAGGAUUCUAGGAAGCGGGGAGAAAUACGGACAGAAAGUGGGAGACACCAUGAUCGGGGCCCAGGUGGCACGGAUCGUGGAGAGCCGGGCUGCAGGUUUCCCAGUGGGGCGGCAUGUGGUGGCCUACUGGGGGUGGCGCGACCGCACAGUGGCUGAUGUUGGGCCUGAAGUUCCGCCCCCUGAUGUCAUGUCGCCCCCCAUGCUGGUGCCAGACCUGGGGGACUUGCCGUUAUCCCUGUCCCUGGGAGUGCUGGGUAUGCCUGGAAUCAGUGCCUACUUCCCACUGCUGGAGGUCUGCCAGCCCAAGGCUGGAGAGGUGGUCGUGGUCAGCGGCGCUGCAGGAGCUGUCGGCAGCAUAGUGGGGCAGAUAGCGCUCAUCAAGGGGUGUACUGUCAUCGGCUUCGCCGGAUCUGAAUCUAAGGUGAAAUGGUUGAAAGACGACCUGGGCUUCCAUCACGUGUUUAACUACAAGACGACAGACGUGUCCACCGCCCUGAAGCAGGCUGCCCCAGAUGGCGUCGACGUGUACUUCGACAACGUGGCGGGCGACAUGAGCACCAAGGUCAUGAGUCACAUGCGCUACCGCGGUCGCAUCACCGUUAUCGGCGGCAUCUCCCAGUACAACGAGAUUGAGUCCCAAAAGUUGGUGACCCUGCCCUUCACGUUUCUUGCCAAUCAACUCCGCAUUGAGGGCUGCUCCUAUAGCCGGUGGCACGACCGCUGGGAUGAGGGGAUCAGCCCACUGACGCAGUGGGUGAGGGAGGGGAAACUCAAGUACAGGGAGACGGUGACCGACGGCUUCGUCAACACUCCCAAAGCCUUCAUCGGUAUGCUGCGAGGCGAGAACUUUGGGAAAGCUGUUGUCAAAUUGUGAACACCCUGGUGUAGCAGAAGUGGAUGUCCAAGCAGAGGCAAAGACGUACAACACUUUAUAAACGGGACACGAAAACUAACUUGU
This is a messenger RNA of Schistocerca americana (American grasshopper), 1107 nucleotides long. Its product is annotated as prostaglandin reductase 1-like. The coding region runs from base 1 to 1023 and encodes 340 amino acids. Gene Ontology annotation, biological process: prostaglandin metabolic process. Gene Ontology annotation, molecular function: 2-alkenal reductase [NAD(P)H] activity; 15-oxoprostaglandin 13-reductase [NAD(P)+] activity. The transcript is spliced from 3 exons. Gene Ontology annotation, cellular component: cytoplasm. NCBI's taxonomy places the organism in Eukaryota, Metazoa, Arthropoda, Insecta, Orthoptera, Acrididae. The record is from RefSeq and is a predicted model, not a curated record.